Molecule: messenger RNA, 396 nt
Organism: Lodderomyces parapsilosis
Lineage: Eukaryota; Fungi; Ascomycota; Pichiomycetes; Serinales; Debaryomycetaceae
Source: the annotation of a RefSeq genome assembly
AUGUUUACUGCUUAUCUUAUUUUAUGUCCUAUUAUUGCUGUUGUUUUAGUUGGUUUAAACUGAUUAUUAGCUACUAGUAACUCUUAUAUUGAAAAAGAUGGUCCUUUCGAAUGUGGUUUCACUUCUUUCCAACAAUCUAGAUCUGCCUUUAGUGUUGCUUUUAUUCUUGUCGCUAUCUUAUUCUUACCUUUUGAUUUAGAAAUUUCUUCUAUUCUUCCUUUUGUUAUUAGUCCUUAUUCUAAUGGUCUUUAUGGUUUAGUUAUUCUUGUUAUCUUCUUAAUCUUAUUAAUUGUUGCUUUUGUUGUUGAAAUUCAAUUAAAAGCUUUACAAUUAAAUCGUACUUAUACUAAUGAUUUACCUCAUACUGAAUUAUAUGAUAUUAAUAUUAAUGAUUAA